AAAUAUUUACCAAAAAAUCAGGGAUCACGAUCUACUGGACAAAAGGAAAACAGUCACAGCCCUUAAAGCUGGAGAAGACCGGGCCAUACUCCUCGGGCUGGCCAUGAUGGUGUGCUCGAUCAUGAUGUACUUCCUCCUGGGAAUCACCCUGCUGCGGUCUUACAUGCAAAGCGUCUGGACAGAAGAGGCUCAGUGCUCACUUCUCAAUGCAUCCAUCACAGAAUCCUUCAACUGCUCGUUUAGCUGCGGUCCAGAUUGCUGGAAAAUCUCUCAGUACCCAUGCCUCCAGGUGUACGUUAAUCUCACCUCUUCUGGCCAGAAGCUUCUGCUCUACCACACCGAGGAAACAAUGAAAAUUAAUUCUGAGUGUUCAUACAUACCCAAGUGUGGCAAGAAUUAUGAAGAAUCCAUGUCACUGGUGAACAUCGUGAUGGAAAACUUCAGAAAGUACCAACGCUUCUCCUGUUUCUACGACCCUGAAGGUGUUCAGAAGAACGUGAUAUUAACCAAACUGUACAGCUCCAACGUGCUGUUCCACUCCCUUUUCUGGCCCACCUGCGUGAUGAUCGGCGGGGUCGCCAUCGUCGCGAUGGUAAAGCUGACUCAAUACCUUUCCCUCCUCUGUGAGAGGAUCCAAAGGAUCAACAGAUAAAACCGAAAACGUCUCUGAGAUUUAAUUACAGCUAAAAUACUGUUUUCUCAUUCUUCACCAAAGAACCUUAAGUUUGUAACGUGCAAGUCUGUUAUCAGUUCCUUACUAUAUUCUUAUAAGUAGAGCAAUAAUGCAAAAGCUGUUCUAUAUGCAAACAUGAUGUUAUUAUUAUGCAGACAACUGAAAAAAAUACUGGUUUGUGUUGACCGUCUAUAUGAUCUUGUUUUAUGCUGAGACUAGUACUUCUUUAUUUUCUACAGCCAAAAUAGGGCUCAGUGUGACCAUUUGCCAAGCUUAGUUAAUUGACAUUUUCAAUGUAAAGGAUUCUGGGGAAAAUUCACCGCCGGACAAAGGGCAGCCAACCUGCGCAUCCCUAAGGUCUCAUGUCCAGCUCGGUCCAUUCAAUGGGCUUGUGACUUUACUUUUAUUAUUAGCUGCAGGGGGGAGGAAAAGGCACUGAUAGGAUUUUUUUUUUUAUGGCAAGGUGGCAGAAAAGGGAGAUAUUUUGAGUCCAGGAUAAACAUACAGUAUUUUCAGCCUAAGUGGGACUUGGUGAUGCUUUGUGUUUGCUCCCCCAGUUCAGAAGUAAAUUUUACUCUAUGGUGUUUAAGGUCUUUUGCAAAACACUGUGGGGUUUUGUUUUAUUUAGCACUAUAAUUUCAUUCUGUCUUAUCAACAUCAUCUUUGUCACAGAAGCUGUAGCCAAAAAAACCCAACAAAAAUCA
This is a messenger RNA of Eurypyga helias (sunbittern), 1377 nucleotides long. RefSeq names its product potassium large conductance calcium-activated channel, subfamily M, beta member 2 (gene KCNMB2). Gene Ontology annotation, cellular component: membrane; voltage-gated potassium channel complex. Gene Ontology annotation, molecular function: potassium channel regulator activity; calcium-activated potassium channel activity. The transcript has 3 exons. Lineage: Eukaryota; Metazoa; Chordata; Aves; Eurypygiformes; Eurypygidae. Gene Ontology annotation, biological process: detection of calcium ion; potassium ion transport. The record is from RefSeq and is a predicted model, not a curated record. The annotation marks the transcript as partial.